Penicillium arizonense is the source of this 2280-nucleotide messenger RNA. RefSeq lists its product as uncharacterized. The record is from RefSeq and is a predicted model, not a curated record. The transcript has 5 exons. The coding region runs from base 1 to 2280 and encodes 759 amino acids. NCBI's taxonomy places the organism in Eukaryota, Fungi, Ascomycota, Eurotiomycetes, Eurotiales, Aspergillaceae. Gene Ontology annotation, molecular function: FAD binding.
AUGCCUAAGCGCAUGAUCUUCCCAGGCUCUACAGACUAUGUCAUUGAGACGGUCGACAAGUUUUGGGAUGUUCGCGCUAACCUCUCACCGGCUUGUGUUGUGGUACCCAAUACCGCCAGUGAGGUUUCGCAGGCUGUUAAAAUCAUUGGUUCCUGCAAUGCACAAUUUGCUGUUCGGGGUGGAGGUCAUAUGAAUUACCCUGGGGCGAACAACAUCGACGCUGGUGUUCUUAUUGCCUUGUCAAAUUUGAACUCGAUCAAGGUGAAGAGAGAUACAGUAGACGUGGGUCCCGGUCUCACCUGGUACGACGUGUACUCAGCACUCGAGCCCUAUGGCCGUGUUUGCAUCGGAGGCCGUAUGAAAACAAUCGGGGUUCCUGGUCUUACUUUGAUCGGUGGCUUCCACUACUUCAACAAGUACGGAUACGCCAUGGACAAUGUUGUUAGCUACGACAUCAUUCUCGGAAAUGGCACCCAGAUCACCACCAACAAGACCUCCCACAGUGACCUCUUCUGGGCUUUGAAAGGCGGUGCAAAUAACUUCGGUAUCGUUACGCGAUUUGAACUGAAGACAUUUAAUGUGCCAAAAGUUAGCACCACUAUCCAGGUCUUCAACGAAACCCAUAUCCCUGAAUAUCUCGCCGCUGUUUGUGAGGCUGCCAAGUUGAACGAAGAGGACCCGACCGCCGCGGGGAUGAUUGCUACCAUCUCAUACAAUACAACCACCAAGAUAGCUCAAGGCACUCUCCUGGGUGUUCAGGAGGGUAUCAGCAACCCCCCUACCGAAUUCGCCAACUUCACAAAGGUCCCUGCCAUUCAACGCAUCCACAAUGUUACCACGAUCAAGCCUUGGGCCAAUCUACUUGAUUCUCCAAAGCAAAUGUUCCGGGUUCAAUUCUCUCACAAGACCAUGAAGCCCGAUGCAGAUGCCCUGUACUCGAUCUUCCAAGCUUGGAAGGGUGCAGUGGAUCAAGUCGCGGAUGUCGAGGGUCUUUAUCCUACCUUCGUCACCAAUGUCAUUUCCCCUACCUCUGUCCGUGUGGCCAAGUCCAAUGGCGUUGGUAAUGUCUGGGGGCUUGAAGAAGAGCCUCUGAUAAUUUGGCAAUUCAGCACUGGCUGGGCCCUCGCACAGGAUGAUCUCCGUAUGGAAGCUUGGUCUCGUCAACUGAGCGAACACCUCCACAGUAUUAACCAACAAAAGGGCAUUGCUUCUGAAUUUGUCUAUAUGGGAGACGCUGGUGAAUGGCAGGAUCCCUACGCUGGUUUCCCCAAGGAGAAUGUCGCUCUCUAUAUAAUAGGUGGUGAUGAGCGUCAGGUACAAUCAGAUCAUCAAUCACACUCUGAUAUCCAACCAUCACUAUUUGCGGAUAUUGAAGCCCUAAAGCAAACUAUGCAUUCCCUCACCACAUCAUUUAUCUCCCUCUCCUUGCUCUCUGGGGCAGUUCACGCCCAAAACGCCCAAAGCGUCGCCCGAGUCUGGACACACUUCUACCCUAACUGCCCCGGCGACGCCUUCUCCAAGCUAGACACAUACGAGAACUAUGAAGAAACAGCGCCAUCUAAAGAUAUCACAGUCGGCAGCUGUGAGAGCAUCCCAGUCCCCUCCUACGAGCAUAGCAUCGUCAGCGCCAUCUCCAUCGACGGCGAACUUCUCUCCCACAACCACGACCUCCCCUUCCUAGAAGGUGGCAGCGGCUGCAACAUCACCGUGCACGAGGUCCCAGAAUGCAUCGACCCACCUCUGAUUAGCAAGGAAAUUCGCAACGGUGUCGAGGUCAGUGAAUGUAAAGGACGCCAGUUCGCAGCAUACAACCAAGUGUGGGUGAACCUAGUGUGCGACAAAGAUAUCAACGGCAUUGCGGAUGGCGAUGUGGACCCUAAGGCCAAGAUGCAAGCCAAGCAAGCCAACACACAGCAGACGAACGAGCCCAAUGAACCUGUGCGUGCUGAGAAGCAGACGUCGAUUGAGGAUAUCAACAACAUCCAGACUCCCGGGUCGAACUCGGAUUCCUGGCAUUUGUCGCAGAUCACCCAGAACCAGCGUGAGCCUGAGCAGGAGGGUCGUGUUAACAAUGCUGGACAUGCUGAGAGUCAGCAGAUUGUUCAUAAGAUGAUGGAGCUGUUGAAGAAUAAGCCUUCUGUUCUUAUUGAUGGCAAGCACAAUGGUACUCAUCACUUGAAUGUGACCAUGCAUCACAACGGUACUGUUGCUGGCAACCGUACUGUUAUCUCGCGUCGACGUCUGUCUGCCUUGCGCUUGCGCAAGGCUCGGUUCGUUUGA